Molecule: messenger RNA, 1554 nt
Organism: Effrenium voratum
Lineage: Eukaryota; Dinophyceae; Suessiales; Symbiodiniaceae
Source: the annotation of a GenBank genome assembly
AUGGAAGGCGAUCAGUGGAAGGAGUCGAAUCACUGGGACCAGGAGUGGGGCGCCUGGGAUCACAGGUGGUCUUCAGGAUCACGCUGGGACUGGGAGGCUGACCAAGAAAAGGAGAAGGAGAAGGAAAAAGAAAAGGACAAAGAGAAGGACAAGGAGAAGGACAAGGAGAAGGUGAAGAAGGACAAAGACAAGAAGGACAAGAAGGAGCGGAAAGAGAAGAAGGAGAAGAAGGAGAAGGACAAGCACCGAGACAAGGUGGCCACAAUGGACUCGGAGCCGGCCGAAAGGCGCCAGGCGGAAGCAGCUGAGAAGGCUAAGCGGGAGGCCGAAGCCAGGAGGGCAAAGCUGGAGGCGGAAGCGGCUGAGAAAGCGAAACUGGAGGCAGACGCCAAGAGGGUGAAGGUGGAGGCGGAAGAAGCUGAGAAGGCGAAGCAUGAGGCAGCGGCUGAGAAGGCAAAGCUGGAGGCAGCAGCAAAAAAGGCGAAGAUGGAGGCGGAAGCGGCGGCGGAAGCAAAGAUGGAGGAGGAAGCUGCCGAGAAGGCGAAGCUGGCGCAAGAGGUGGAAGCUGAGAAGGCGAAGGAGAAGGCAAUGGUGCCUUCUCAAGUACCUGCGGAAUCCAUGGGAGGCUUCCCUGCUUCCCUGGAGGGUUUCGUCCGCUUCCUGCGGGAGCGCGAACAGAUCCGUGUGAGACGCGCUGAGGGUGCUCCUUGGCCCUGGACGGAGGACAAGGUGCUGCAGCACCUGCGCGUGAGGAACCUCCGCCACGAGGAGGACCGCAGUAGCAUCCUCAUCCGUCGACUCCUGGGCUCCGUGGAUGAGGUGCAGCAGAAGAUCCUGAACAUCUGGCUCUGGCGGCGCUUCGGCUCGGUUCACUUCAUUGCAGCCUUGGGUGUGGUUCAGAUCCCCACCACCGAUGCAGAGACCCAGGAGCUGCUGCGCCGCGUCCGGCGCACAGCGCUGGACUUGUGGCGCCAGGGCCUCCACAGCUGCAGCGACGCCUACUCCCCGGCCAAGAGGUGCCACGCGGCGGAGCUGGGCGCGUGGCACGGCGACGGCGCUUCCGCCGCCGCCUCCUUGGCGGAUGACCUGCGGAGCGGGCGGCGCCGCGCGCGGCUGCUGCGGAGGUCUUUGGCCGGCGAAAGCGGCGAACGCGGCGACAGCGCAGCGGCGGCGCAGGCGCAGCUUCUGGACGAGGAGCAGCUGCGGCAAGUGCUCGGCCAAAGUGCCGUGGCGGCGGCAGCUUUCAAGGAAAGCGGCACCUGGCGGCAGAUCAGCGGACGGCUGGACCCGCUUGAGAACGAGGUCUACAGCGCAGAGCUGCUUCGGGACCUCGACGCGCGCUGGGAGGAAGAAUCGCUGGAUGUGCCGCUGGACGCGCGGAGCCGGCGGGCGCUUGCGCGUUUGGGGCAGGAGGCGCUGGAGCCGCUGCGGCGCUUCGCGGAGUCUCGGGGGCUUCAAGUCUCCUUCGCGGAUCUUCGGGGGCAGCUUGGGGAGUUCCAGCGCUACCUGAGGGCCUGGGCGGGCCGACCAUCGCGGGAGCCCUUCAAACCGUAG